This is a messenger RNA of Lagopus muta (rock ptarmigan), 7466 nucleotides long. RefSeq names its product POU class 2 homeobox 1 (gene POU2F1). Gene Ontology annotation, biological process: regulation of transcription by RNA polymerase II. The transcript has 16 exons. Lineage: Eukaryota; Metazoa; Chordata; Aves; Galliformes; Phasianidae. The coding region runs from base 4501 to 6729 and encodes 742 amino acids. Gene Ontology annotation, molecular function: DNA-binding transcription factor activity, RNA polymerase II-specific; RNA polymerase II cis-regulatory region sequence-specific DNA binding. Gene Ontology annotation, cellular component: nucleus. The record is from RefSeq and is a predicted model, not a curated record.
UUUAGAAUGAAAAAAAAAAAAAAUUGCCUAACUGCUUACAGUUCUGGUUUGAUUUCUGUAGGCGUCAUAAAGUCCAGAGUUCAUGGUUUGACUGGGAAAGGAUCUCAAGCUUAAAAAGAGAAUGAGAGUGUAGGGGUCUUAUGGUUGUGGUGUGGGUGGGGAGCUUUGUUGUUUGCUGUAGGCCUGAGAUAGCCCUUAAGUUGAUGUAUUUUAAACCCCAAAUACCAGAGCAAUUACCUGGUUUUGGUAACGUGGUUUCUGGAUAUGUUCUCUGAAGGAUGCCCAACAGAUAUGCGCAGCGAAGAGAAGGAAAUCGUUUGAGAGGACAUCCAUAAUUCGUGUAGUAGCUUAGAGAAUAGAAUGCCUCUGAGUGGAAGGGUGACUGCUGUGCACAUCACAGGAGGAGGAAGACUCUACAGAAGUGAUUUAUACAAUAUACAUAUUCCCUGUAUGAAAGCUAAGUGAGCUUAUGCCUGGAAGCUGCACUAAGAAAAUAAACGAUGAGACUUCUUUUUAACUUUAAAAUAUUACCACUGCUGCCUCCAGUCAGUGUCAUGAUGAACGACUUGUUUUAAUGCUCUGUAUUUGGGAUUAAUGCAGUGUUCUUUAUUUGGUUUGCUUUGUGUACUAUUCCUUGAUGGCUGAUUCAAGUACGGGAUGUGACUGCACUGCUUUUGCACUAAGUGUUAAAUGUUAGGUGUACUCCAAAAGUAUUCAGAAGAUGUACUUUGCACCUGGUGUGCAUUAUAGUUUAGGACCAACCUGCUGAAGUUUUUGGACUGUUCUGUAUCUCUGUUGUGUCAUGAUAGGUGUUGGUUGUCUGUUGUUUAUUUUCUAUCUGUAUACUUGAAAGGUUCUUCAUCCUGCUUUUAGCUGAGAUUUGUCAGAUGUUGUUUUUCAGGACCGCUUUAAGAAAGAUGAAAUAAGGUAUACAAAUCAGAUCUUCUACUGCAUUAAGGAGAUAUUUAUUAUCUCUGUCUUUAGUAGUGUCUGCUUCUUGUACAUUGAUUGUUUUUCUGAAAUCUUUGUAGUUUUCAACCAAUCUGACAGAAAGGCAAGCGUAGUUAAAAAACGUGUUUUGCAGGUUCCAUGAAAGUAGGUAAGGAGAUGAGAGAGAUCCCAGGGAGGUGCUCUCAGAGGAAGGUGGGCACAUGUUACAGACAUUUAAGAGUUAAUGUUAUUAAAGCUAUCCUUAAAAAUAUCCUGCACAGGAAAAGAUUCAGUCAAACAUAAUAUAUGAAAAUAUAGCAGACAAGGCAGUGUUCACAGAAUGAUCCAUUUAAGUUGGUCUCUGUAGUCAUAAACAUAUUUUCUUCGCCAGCUGUAGGAGCUUAAAUGCCUGUGAUUGCAAUUCUCUUUGGAAUGUGUGAGAUAUUUGGGUGGCAAAGAUAAACUUUGUUUGCAAGGAAACAAGUGUGGGAGCAAACCAGUUACCAGAGAAGGCAGCAGAAACUUUGAAUUCUAUGCCUCUACUGUUGCCCAAAGUUCCUUUAGUUAUAGCCUCAAAUACUUCAGAUUUCUGUAAUUAGUACACUGUAAGUAUUCCAGUGCUGUCUGCUUCAUAUGAGUGUAAUGCUGCCAGUAUUCAGAGUGUUUUAUAAGUGUAAAUAAUACUCAAGGGCACUCCUGCUGCACAAAACAUAUUUUCAGUCUUCAGUUACUUACAUUGCUGUGGAAGCUCUUCCAUCCUUUUUGUUUCCACUCGGUAUGUGUAAUCUGAAAUACGUUGCCUAGCUUACAAAGUGGGCUUUAUAGGGCAGGCUCUGUAGCUACGUGUGGACUUCCCCCAGGUCACUUUCUAAAGCAGAAUGAUUUCAUAGAACAAAACUGGUAAUCAUAGGAAGCAAGCUUAAUAUAAAGAAGCUAUAUUUUUACCAUUUCUUUUCUGUGAUGUUUAUCAGUUUACCUUACAGGUAGUAUCGAUGAUUUUAGACUCAGGUUACCUGGAACUGGUCUGCCAUGUCCUUUACAGAAGUAGAAAGCUCCUUUUCUUUUUCAGAGAAGGGGGUAAAAAGGGUAUAUUGAGGGACUUAAUAUUAAGGGACUUGAAGCUACAAAUUGUAAACUGAGUGAGAAAUUUGGCUUAAUCCUUAGAUUCGGUAACUUUGAGUCUCAUUGUUUUCCCUAUAUACAGAAGAUUUCUAAUAGAUAUCUGAUCUCCUGAGGAAUUAGUACAGGUUCUGAAGUGAUAACAUGGAAUCCUGCCUUGAAAAGCAGUGGCAGUGUGAGAGGGGAGACCUCUCUGUGAAGCAGUGACAGCUGAACUCUGCCGAGUCGGUGGUGGUGCUGGCAGUCUGCUAGGCCCUUGCUUGACUGUGCGUUAGUGUGCAUGUUGAUACAGUUUGCGUGGUCUAAUUGGGCAUCUGGGUUUUUAAACAACGUGCAGGGUCAUCAUAGAGGGGCUGUGCUUAAAAUGGGAACUCUAUGAUAUUCUAGGAAAAAGGAAGGGAAUUGUUUUUAAGUUGUGAAAUUUGCUUAACGAAUUUGAGUUUGGGUACCUUGUUUUGUUCAGAGGGAGAGAAGAUUUCAAGUCAGAACAGUAAAGUGAUGAGAAGAGUAUUACCAAGAGGGCCUAUUGCAGAAAGUAGCAUCCGUAAAGCAGUCUGAAAAUAGCCUGCUGUGGAAAUAGUGUGCAUGUAUGUUGUCAGAGUAUGUAGAUCAGUAAGGAGACAGGGUAAUUGUCAAUAAGGGACAGCUUAAGAUCCUUAUGCAUUAGAAAUCUUUCAUGGAAUUAACUUCACGUGAUUAACUAUUAAUAAUUUAUUGUGAUAUUGACACACGUGUCAGUACGCUUUGCAAUCUCGUAUUUUAUUGCAAAUAUUAUUGGCAAGCAAUUUCAGUAUAUACAUCAUAGAUAAAAAUCCACAGAGGAAUAUAUAAAUUGCAUCCGUGUAGCUGCUGCACAGUACGGAGGGGAGGAGGCGGCCUGGAGAGAACAAAAAAGAUGCUUGAGAAAAGUGCAGGCUGCAGUUACGAAUUAUUUCAUAUAAGUAUUGCCUAUGGCAUGGAUAUUUAAAGAGGGCGAAAAGCCGAAUAUAUUACGAGCGCUAAUAUUAACCGCUGUUGGAGCGUGCUCAGCCAAUUUAAAGCAGAGGGGACCAAACUUGGAAGCCUGCCUCGUACAUGCCCUAGUGUUUUUUCUCCUGCUCACCACGUUCUGUAAGACAGCGCUUGUCAUUGCUCCGGGUUUGGAGGAGCUGGUGGCCCUGCGUUGUGGCCAGGCCUGUGAGCUGGCCCCGCAGAUGGCGCUGGCUCUGCUGCUCUUGCUGCUGGCCGGGUGCUGUGCUGGGAAUGCUGAUGGGGCUGUCUGGAAAAUAUGUGCCUUUCAGGUGGCUGCUGGAAACCAGAUGGUUUUUGAUAAGAUUUUGAUAAAUGUAUUGGGAUCCAUCGAGAAUAAGAUUUAACAUGAAAAUAAAUAAAGAGCACCCAGGGGAGUAAUUCUAUUGUGUUUAUAUUCCAUAGUUCAGAUAGGGUUUUUUUUUUUUAUAUUUUUGUUCCGUUCCUUCUACCUUUCUUAAUAAGAGCACGGGACAAUUUAUCCACACGAUGAAAUUAUAUGAAAUGUUUUCUGCCCCUUUUUUGAAUCCGAAACCUUCAGCGAUGCAUAUAGCACGAGUGCAUUUUCAAAGGAAAACUCUUUGAAGUCCUUUUUUCUUUUUUCUUUCUUUGUGUCUCUGUCUCCCCCUUUCUCCAUCUUUCCCCCCCCUCCCCUUCUCUCUGUCUGUCAAGUUCAAGAGCAGCUCAGAUGCCAUGAAUUAAGUGAAGCACAAAAGGGGAAAAGGAGACCCUUUUGAAGAACAAAGGCCUCCCAUUAGGCUGCCGUGUUCUUUCUCUGACCAAAAUUGCUCCCUACAUGGUUUUUAUUGCUGUCCGCAUGCUUGGCACAUAAGGUAAAUACAGUAGGACCCUCGUUACCUCACACUCUCUCUUCCUCUUCCCUCUUCAAUAAAUGUUUUGUCUCUUUGAUGUCCCCAGUAAUUCUUAUACUGAUUGUUCCCACCCUCAUAAAAGCCCCAGGGGUAGUCAUGGUGGUGGAUAGCAUUAGAUACUGUGUAAAUGCUUCCAGAAAAGAAGACAAACUGCAGCUAAAGAAUUUAUUUCAGGUGGAAGAGAAUGGGAAGGAAAUACAGAUGUUUUCUUUUCUUCUUAACAUGUUGUCUCUGUGUCCUGGCUACACUUGCAUAUUCCAUUGAAGUUCACAAUUUCUUCCUGUUUGUUUCAAAAAAAGAACAGAGAAAUAGGACUUAAUCAGUUACGAGGAAAUGCACGCUAUGAGACUUGAAAGGUAUAGAAAUCUCCUCUUGAGCUUUCCUGGUGGAUUAUUUUUUGUCGUUUAUAAUUUUGACAGCUAUUUGCUCCAGAGUUCUGGUGAGAAGUACCAGCUAAGGUUCAGACCUGGAUGGAUUGAAAUGUGAACUUUGUAGCACGUGUCUCAAAAAGAAACCUGUCAGGCCCUCCUUAAUGGAGUGACGCUUAAAAGCAGCAUUGAGAGACUCAAGAAUGAACAAUCCGUCAGAAACCAGUAAACCAUCAAUGGAGAGUGGAGAUGGGAACACAGGCACACAAACAAAUGGCCUGGACUUUCAAAAGCAGCCUGUGCCUGUUGGAGGACCAAUCUCUACAGCCCAGGCCCAGGCCUUUCUUGGGCACCUUCAUCAGGUCCAGCUCGCUGGAACAAGUUUACAGGCUGCUGCUCAGUCCUUAAAUGUACAGUCUAAAUCUAAUGAAGAAUCUGGGGACUCUCAGCAGCCAAGCCAGCCUUCCCAGCAGCCUUCAGUGCAGGCGGCCAUACCCCAGACCCAGCUCAUGCUGGCCGGAGGACAGAUCACUGGGCUCACGUUGACGCCAGCCCAGCAACAGUUAUUGCUACAACAGGCGCAGGCACAGUUGCUGGCAGCUGCAGUGCAGCAUUCAGCCAGUCAGCAGCACAGCGCUGCUGGUGCCACCAUCUCGGCCUCUGCUGCAACGCCGAUGACGCAGAUCCCUCUAUCUCAGCCAAUACAGAUUGCACAGGAUUUGCAGCACUUGCAGCAGCUUCAGCAGCAGAAUCUCAACCUGCAACAGUUUGUGUUGGUGCAUCCAACAACCAACUUGCAGCCAGCACAGUUCAUCAUCUCACAAACACCGCAGGGGCAGCAGGGUCUCCUGCAAGCGCAGAAUCUCUUAACGCAACUACCUCAGCAAAGCCAAGCCAACCUCCUGCAGUCUCAGCCAAGCAUCACCCUUGCCUCGCAGCCAGCAACCCCAACACGCACAAUAGCAGCGACCCCCAUUCAGCCACUUCCACAGAGCCAGUCAACACCAAAGCGAAUAGACACUCCCAGCUUGGAGGAGCCCAGUGACCUUGAGGAGCUUGAGCAGUUUGCCAAGACUUUCAAACAAAGACGGAUCAAACUUGGAUUCACUCAGGGUGAUGUUGGGCUCGCUAUGGGCAAACUCUAUGGAAAUGACUUCAGCCAAACUACCAUCUCUCGCUUUGAAGCCUUGAACCUCAGCUUUAAGAACAUGUGCAAGUUAAAGCCACUUCUGGAAAAGUGGCUCAAUGAUGCAGAAAACCUCUCAUCUGAUUCAACUCUCUCCAGCCCAAGUGCCCUGAAUUCUCCAGGGCAAGGAAUCGAAGGCGUGAACCGUAGGAGGAAGAAACGCACCAGCAUAGAGACCAACAUACGUGUGGCCUUAGAGAAGAGUUUCCUGGAGAACCAAAAGCCUACCUCGGAGGAGAUCACCAUGAUAGCUGACCAGCUAAACAUGGAGAAGGAGGUGAUCCGCGUUUGGUUCUGUAACCGGCGCCAGAAGGAGAAAAGGAUCAACCCACCCAGCAGUGGUGGAACCAGCAGCUCGCCCAUCAAAGCAAUUUUCCCUUGCCCGACCUCACUGGUGGCAACCACGCCAAGCCUUGUGACUAGCAGUGCAGCUACUACCCUGACUGUCAAUCCUGUGCUCCCUCUGACCAGUCCUGCUGUAACUAGUUUGUCAGUCACAGGCACAACAGAAACCACCUCCAACAACACAGCAACAGUGAUUUCAACGGCACCUCCAGCUUCUUCAGCAGUGACAUCACCCUCCCUGAGUCCUUCCCCUUCUGCCUCAGCCUCCAUUUCAGAGGCAUCCAGUGCCAGCGAGACCAGCACAACACAGACAACCUCCACUCCCUUGUCCUCCCCUCUUGGGACCAGCCAGGUGAUGGUAACAGCAUCAGGGUUGCAAACAGCAGCAGCAGCCGCAUUACAAGGAGCUGCACAGUUGCCUGCAAAUGCAAGUCUCGCUGCCAUGGCUGCUGCAGCAGGACUAAACCCAGGCUUGAUGGCAUCCUCACAGUUUGCAGCUGGAGGUGCCUUACUCAGUCUCAAUCCAGGGACAUUAGGUGGUGCUCUCAGCCCAGCCCUGAUGAGCAACAGUACACUGGCAACUAUUCAAGCUCUUGCAUCUAGUGGCUCUCUUCCAAUAACAUCACUGGAUGCAUCUGGAAACUUGGUGUUUGCCAAUGCUGGAGGUACUCCUAACAUCGUAACUGCCCCUCUGUUCCUGAACCCUCAGAACCUUUCUCUGCUCACCAGCAACCCAGUUAGCUUGGUCUCUGCAGCUGCAGCCUCCGCAGGGGCCUCUGGACCAGUCGCCAGCCUUCAUGCCACCUCCACCUCAGCUGAGUCCAUCCAGAACUCUCUCCUCACGGUGGCCUCUGCGAGCGGGGCCACGUCCACCACCACUACUGCCUCCAAGGCACAGUGAGCUGGGCUGAGCUGUGCUGCCAGCAGCCUUUUUCACUGUGCAGUGGGAUUGGCUGCCAGUAGGGUUUAUGAACUGAAAAAUGUGAUGGUCAUCCUCUCACCGUGUUGCUGGGGACAAGGGAGAGAAGGAGAAAUAUUAAAAAAAAACAAAAACAAAAACAACACAAAAACAAAACAAAAAAAAACAAAAGCAAAACAGGAAGGAUUUAAAGCUGGGACAGACGUUUGCCUAAUUUUAUAAUAAACACUGUCUUUUCAGGAUCGCUUCAUGGAUCGGAGAACUUUCUAACCAAAAAUGUAAAAAAAAAAAACAACAAAAACAAACAAAAAAAAAACAACAAAAAAAAAACACAAAACAAAACAAAAACAACAAAAAAAAACCAACACAAAAAAAGUGAAAGGACUACUUAUCAUUUCCAGCAGUCACAAUGACAAGUUAAGGUGGGUUAUCAGUUCAAACAUAGGACGGGGAUUUCUUGUUCCUUUUUGGUCUAAAUAUCUUUCUUUUUUAAUUAUCAUUUUAUUGGUCUGUUGUACAGGCCAUUAUGUCAUACAAGGUGUUUAUAAUCGUAUCAAUCUUAUUGGGGGUUCCUUUCUUAACUGGUACAAUUUAGGCAGGCCUGUAUUACUGGUGUAUCUCUAUUAUUAUUAUUAUGAUUAUUAUUAUUAUUAUUUUUAUAUAUAUAGUUUGGACGCAUUUGUCUAUUGCUCCUGGAUUAUUUUCAGCGAGCUCCCACA